Apus apus (common swift) is the source of this 1081-nucleotide messenger RNA. RefSeq names its product mitochondrial ribosomal protein L18 (gene MRPL18). The transcript is spliced from 4 exons. NCBI's taxonomy places the organism in Eukaryota, Metazoa, Chordata, Aves, Apodiformes, Apodidae. Gene Ontology annotation, biological process: translation. Gene Ontology annotation, cellular component: mitochondrion; ribosome. Gene Ontology annotation, molecular function: structural constituent of ribosome; 5S rRNA binding. The record is from RefSeq and is a predicted model, not a curated record. Bases 400 to 951 code for a protein of 183 amino acids.
AGCGUUUGUCGCGUCUCCGCGUUCCCUGCCGUGGCCGCGGCGGGCGCAGGGAGAGGGCGGGAGCCCAACUCCAGCCGUCGCGCUCCCGCUUCCCGGGCUGCGCUCCCUCUUAAGGCCCUGUUCCCUGGAAGCGUAACCCCGGGCCUGUGCUGAUCCGCGCCCCUCGCGCCCUUCGGCCCAGGGAGCAGCAGGUUCCCCGGGCUCACUGACCCAGCGCGUGCCCUGCGGGGCCGCACUGCGGGGAAGAGGCGGCCCCGGCCCGGCCGCGCCUCCGCGUGACGUCACCGCCGGCAGCAGGAAGCCCUGAGGAGCGCUUCCGGGGCAGCGCCGGCCCUGCCAAGAUGGCGGCGCCCGGGUGCCGCUGAGCGCAGGUGGCGGCCGCCCGAGGCACCGGCUGCCAUGGCGCUGAGCAGCCGCCGCUGCCUUCUGCUGGCGGCCGGCAGGCUCCGGGCACGCGGAGCAGGUCUUUCUUUUGCAUCAACUACAACCAGCCUCAAAACUGAGACCGAAGUGGACACAAAUGAGAAUGAGGUUGUUGCCCCGGACUUCACUAACAGGAAUCCUCGGAACUUGGAGCAGUUGGCCCUGGCUAGGAAGGAGCGUGGCUGGAAGACAACAUGGCCAAAGCGUGAAUUCUGGCAUAGGCUGCGGCUGGAGCGGACGCAACAUUACGUGGAGGCCUUCGUGGAGCGCUGCGACGGGGAUGUUGUGGUCUCUGCCUCCACCCGGGAGUGGGCCAUCAAGAAGCACCUCUACAGCCCCAAGGGGGUCACGGCGUGCAAAAACCUGGGCCGUGUAAUGGCACAGCGCUGUCUGGAAGCAGGAAUCAACUUUGUGAACUUUAAAGCUGUUAUCCCCUGGGAAUAUCGUUGUGACUCGAUUCAGGAAUUCCAGAAAGCCAUGGAGGAGGGUGGUGUCAUCCUGCGUGAGCCACGAAGAAUCUAUCAGUGAAAUGGAGACUGUGGGGAAAACUUCUGAAGGAGCAGUGAUCACUUACUUAGGCAUGUGUACAGGCAGUGAACGUCCAGCGCUGGAAAAAGUUGGAGUUUGGCAUCCUAGAAUUAAAUGGUUUUUAAAUGCA